UGGUGUUGGCUCAGGGCCCAAGUUCGUGCUAGCAAACUCAGAUGAGUUUAUCAUGGGAGUCAGUCCCUGGAACCGUCAGGAACAAGAAAAAAAAGCCCCAUUAUACCCACGCGUCCAAUCGUUUUUCGGUGUUUUAUUGCUCAGAAACGACAGCCCUGGCCGUCUCAGUGAAGGGAAUGCCUGGUCAGCCUGAGGUUCGCCGCUAAAUUCGAGUCAUGGGCUUAAAGCAACCACUUCGGAUUCGUCUGUCGACGCCACCACCCAUGCCCAAACCUAAGCCUAGGCCUCGAUAACCGACGCGCCAGCCACGGCAGCACACGCAGGAGCCGCCAAGGAUGGAGUUCGAGAUACUGAGGUCCGCGCUCGUCGAGGCCGGCGCCGCACGGCUGGGCCGCCUGGCCUUCCCCGGGCGCAGGCGCAUCGACACGCCCAACUUCUUCGCCGCCACCUCGCGCGGCGUUGUCCCACACCUGACGCCCGACAACCUAGCCCGCCACGACGACCUGGUCGGGGGCGCGUACCUGGCCUUUGAGGACUUCAUAGAGCGGAGCCAGAGGAAUCCCGGCCGCGUGCCCCCGCUGCUGCAGGCUGCCGCCAGGUUCCCGCCGCGGCCCCUGCACGCCUUCUGCGCCCUGCCGGCCGCCGUCCCCGUCGUGCUGGGCCCCAGGCGCGUGCCCGCCGCCGCCAACCAGCUCGGCAACGGGCCCGACUCGGUCUCGGUCUUCACCUCGACCGGCGUCCAGACCCUGACCACGGCCGCCUACGCCGACGCCGUCGUCGCCCUGCGGCCCGACGUCGUCGUGCCCAUGGCCGACCUGGCCUGGUUGCCCGUCGCCCCCGGCGGCAAGCGUGCCGCCCGCAUGGCCGACCGCACUGACGACUGGAUGGUGGGGCUGCGCCGGCGGCUGCUAGAGCAGCACCAGCGGGACGGCCUGCUCUCGUCGACGGCCGUCUUCGCCCCGACCCUGCCCGUCCCGCACGCCGUGCAGUGGGACUACCUGCGCUCCCUGUCCGAGGACAUGCUCGACUUUGUACACGGCCUGGCCGUCUACGACGUCGACAUAAUCCCAGACCUCCCGGCCUACCCGGGGCUCGCCGCCCUCCCGCGCCUGUCCCUCGACGUGCCCGCCACGCCGCACCACAUCCUGCGCCAGGUCUCGCUCGGCGUUGACGUGGUGCUACUGCCCACCAUCAACACGGCCUCCGAGGCCGGCGUCGCCUAUACCUUUGUCUUCCCCGCACCACCACCAUCCCCCACGCCAGCAGAACAAAUCCUCCCGCUGGCGGUAGACCUCACCCUCCCGGAGCACACGACCUCCCUGGCGCCCCUCUCGCCGGGCUGCGCCUGCCCGGCCUGCGCGACCCACCACGCCGCCUACCUGCACCACCUCCUCGCCGCGCGCGAGAUGCUGGCCUGGACGCUCCUGCAGCUGCACAACCACCACGUCUGCGCGGCCUUCUUCGCCGGCGUCCGCGCCUCGCUGGCCGCCGGCACCUUUGAGCGCGACGCGGCCGACUUCGCCGCUAGGUACGAGCCCGACGUGCCCGAGGGCAGGGGCGAGAGGCCUCGCGUCAGGGGCUACGCCGCCGGGAGAACCCAACAACAGCCCGACGAGCCCGCCCCGCAGAAGCUGAACCGCCCUGCCUGGGGCAAGCUCGGCGCCGUGGCGGCCGAUGCGGCGGCGGCGGCGGCGGUGGCGGGUCAGGAGUCGCAGGCUGAUGGGGCGGUGGCGGCGACUGCGUGAGCAUACGGUACUGCCUGUGUACGUCUGUCAUGAUCAUGGCGUUUGUCGAGGGCGGGGUGGCGCACGGGUUUCGAGGGUACAGCACUAAAAGGAGACGGUAAAUAUCUCCCAUGUUGAAGAUAGAGCUACACUGUGGGCGAAAGAAGAAGAAAAAAAAGAAGAAAAGAAAAAAUAGACGAAGAAAAAGUAG
Molecule: messenger RNA, 1935 nt
Organism: Gaeumannomyces tritici R3-111a-1
Lineage: Eukaryota; Fungi; Ascomycota; Sordariomycetes; Magnaporthales; Magnaporthaceae
Product: tRNA-guanine transglycosylase
Exons: 1
Coding region: 336-1745 (469 amino acids)
Molecular function (GO): tRNA-guanosine(34) queuine transglycosylase activity
Source: RefSeq, a predicted model, not a curated record